CUUCCAGACGAGAAAGUCGGAACUUUUCGCCUCCGGCAGUAGUUUCGGAACGCCGCGGGCCGGAAGUGAGCGCGUCGAGGGAGAUUCGAUUUCCUUUUUCCCCGUGGCCGGCGUGGAGUUUGUUUUGCGCUUGUUCAGCGUCGGUGGCAGUUAUGAAGAAUAAUAAGCAUUUCCAUAAGGUGGCUGCUGAGAAGCUAAUGGAAACUUGCCCAGGCCAGGCCCGGUAUCUUCUCUGGAUGUACAAUUCGUCACAGGAUGAAAAGUCAAUUUCAGAAGGCCAGUGUCCAUAUUGUUACCAGUUUCUGGUGCUGGAUAGAUACAGAGUUCGCCUCAAACCCAAGCCAAAACUAACACCAAAAGUAAAGAAACUUCUUAAUCGAGAAUCAAAAAAUUGUAGACUCACUUUUAAAGAGGCAAAGAUUCUUAAAAAGUACUGGGACUCCAAAAGUGUUCUGUUGGUUACCUGCAAAACAUGCAACAAAACAGUAAAGUAUAAUGGUAAAAGCAGAAGCUUCCUGGCAGAAAUGAAAAAUAAUCUUAGCACUCCCACAAACAAAUCUGGCAUGAAGACACCGGAUAUAAAAGCUUCAGGAUCUGCAAAGAAAAAGAAGAAAUCCUUCAGCAGUAAUAACUCUGGUUCCAGAAACAAUAGUCCAGCGUUAAUUUUCAGAACACCUACGUCUGGACAGUCAACACCUGGUUCAUCUUCAAAGAGUCUCAGUAAAAUGAAACGUCAUUUGUCACAGCUGAAAAUGAUGCUUAAUAGUGAAGAAAGCCAAAAGACUCCAUCAAAGGAUUUCAGAAAUUUCUUGUCCUCACUCUAAGUAGUAUAUUUGGUGAUAAACAUUAAUAGUUGUUGACAUUGGAGCAGUUGCUGAAGGAGUUGCUUUGUCCUCACAGCAGCAAACAAUUAUUUUUGACGUCCUUUUCAGUACUUAUUAAUCGGUGUUUCUGGAGUCCCUGGCACAUAGCAGGAACUUAAUAAAUUUCUAGCAAGUUGUACUUGGCCUCCCUGGAAAGAUACCACCAUGGGAAGGAUAACUGAAAUCUGUUCUAGCUAAUACGUUAUAUAUGUAACAUAUAGUAAGGUGGUGUUUAUUAAAAUUGUGAUGUUGGGGGCAGCUAGGUGGUGCAGUGGAUAAAGCACCAGCCCUGGAUUCAGGAGGACCUGAGUUCAAAUCCGACCUCAGACACUUGACACUUACUAGCUGUGUGACCCUGGGCAAGUCAUGUAACCCCCAUAGCCCUACAAAAACAAACAAAAACAAAUAAAAAUGUGAUGUCAAAUCAGUUACCAGCUUUAGUCACUUAUAUACUUCCUGUUCUUAAGAAAAUUGAGAUUUACUACCAGAGCGUCUACUCAUUCUUAAGCAUUUCUUCCAAGAAUUAGAUCAUCUUUCCUCAUUCAUUCUACUGCAUUAUUGGUUUGUACUGAAAACUGGGUAUACUAAUGUAUUUGUUAAUAGAUAUAAAUACAUGCAUCUUUUAGUCAUAUUUCUCUUCCCACCCCUGGUUUAUUCUUGGAAAAAUCUAUAGCAAUAUUUUACCCCAAAAUACUUUAUUUUCUAGGUCCUUCCCUCCCCCAAAGUUUUCCAAACUAAAUAUCCAGUUUCUGCAACCAAUUCUCAUAGCUUAAAAUCUUGAGGCACUUCAUUCCAUUCAGUCCCACUAAAUAAAUAAAUGAAUAUUA
This is a messenger RNA of Dromiciops gliroides (monito del monte), 1690 nucleotides long. It is a transcript of the gene RMP24, whose product is annotated as chromosome 1 C18orf21 homolog. Bases 153 to 824 code for a protein of 223 amino acids. The transcript is spliced from 5 exons. The record is from RefSeq and is a predicted model, not a curated record. Lineage: Eukaryota; Metazoa; Chordata; Mammalia; Microbiotheria; Microbiotheriidae.